CCGCCCACGUUGAGAACCGCUAGAUUAAAUGUAUCAAAUGGCUGCAGGAGUGUUUGCACUAAGAGUGAGUUUAACCAAAUCUACAUCAUAAACACAAAUCCCUAAGCAGAAAAAGUUUAGGAAAUCAGCGCUCAUUAGCAGCACAGUUAGAUAAUGAAAUGUUUUUUCAGAUAUGUCCUGCAAACCUUGCAUCGAAGSARCCAUUUUUCUAAAGACGGCCCUGACUUCUCAUCUCGUUGCGUUUACGCCAGGCGAUGCCAACGGGAGACAUAGAGGUGCUGGCGGAAAAUGUGGAAGUCUUCAACACGUGCCGAAAGCUGCCUUUCGAGAUAAAGGACUUUGUCAAAAAGUCCGAGUCGCUGCGGAUGCAGUAUCGCUACCUGGACCUGAGGUCGUCGCAGAUGCAGAAGAAUCUCAGAYUGAGAUCUCAGCUGGUGAUGAAGAUGAGGGAGUAUCUCUGUAAUGUGCAUGGUUUUGUGGAUGUCGAAACACCUACUUUAUUCAAAAGGACACCCGGGGGCGCCAAAGAGUUUGUCGUCCCCUCCAGGGAGCCAGGCCUGUUUUACUCUCUGCCUCAGAGUCCGCAGCAGUUUAAGCAGCUGCUGAUGGUGGCUGGAGUGGACCGGUACUUCCAGGUGGCUCGAUGUUACCGAGACGAAGGCUCCAAACCAGACCGGCAGCCAGAGUUCACUCAGGUGGACAUAGAGAUGUCUUUUGUGGACCAGGCCGGCAUUUUGUCGCUGGUGGAGGGUUUGCUGCAGUAUUCCUGGCCAGCAGAGAAAGGUUCUCUAACGGUCCCUUUCCAGACGAUGACGUAUGAUGAAGCGAUGAGAGGAUACGGCGUGGACAAACCRGACACUAGAUUUGGCAUGAAGCUGACAGACAUCAGUGACGUUUUCUCCUCCACUCAGAUUGAAUUCCUCAGAUCAGCUCUCAGCCAAUCAGAAGGCUCGGUUCAGGCCAUACGUGUCCCCAGUGGAGCUAAACUUUUCACUGGGAAAGAUUUAGAGGAAUUGAAGCAAGCAGCCAAGAGUCAGUUUGGACAGGAGCUGAGUCUGGUSUUGGUCAGAGAAGACGGCUCGUUAAAGUCUCCCCUGAAGAAGCUGAUGCCCGUCUCCGUCACAGAGGAUCUGCUGAGGAAGACUGACGCCGAACCAGGAGACCUGCUGCUGCUGGCAGCUGGYUCUCUCCAUGCUGUGCGCCCGAUGCUCGGCAGCCUUCGCCUAAAGGCAGCGCAGCUCCUAGAGGCUCAUGGCCUUUCGGUYCGUGACCCGGAUGCCUUCAACUUCCUGUGGGUUGUGGACUUUCCUCUUUUCUUACCGAAAGAAGAUAAACCCGAGGAGUUGGAGUCCGCUCAUCAYCCUUUCACUGCUCCGCAACCGGAGGACAGAGAGUUGCUCUUCACAGAGCCGCACAAGGUGCGAGGGCAGCAUUAUGACCUGGUACUGAAUGGCAGUGAGAUCGGAGGAGGUUCCAUCCGGAUCCAUAAAGCCUCAGAGCAGCUUCAUGUCUUAAAGAACAUCCUGAAGGAGGAUCCUGGUCUCCUUUCCCAUCUGCUGGAGGCUCUAGACUCUGGAGCGCCACCUCAUGGAGGCAUCGCUCUGGGUUUGGAUCGCCUGGUCUCUAUUUUGGUCGGAGCUUCCACCAUUCGUGAUGUCAUCGCCUUCCCUAAGUCAUUUCGGGGUCAUGACCUCAUGAGCCACGCACCUGAUUCCGUGUCAGAGGAGGAGCUGAAGCCGUACCACAUUUCUGUCAYAUGGCCAACAGAGGGCGGACGAGAAGGGAAGUGAGACRUUGAAAAAGACAAAUCAACGUCUGAGGAAAUUUUUUCCUACAUUAUUUCUGAUCUGCACAUCGGAAAUAAAAGCGUUGAUGAAGACACAGAGAGAGACAUGUAGGCUGAACAAUGUCCAUUUGGUCCGCAGGGACAUUAAAGACAAGAGAAUUUAAGAGAGAAAUGAUGCGUCGGCUGUAUCUGACCACUCACGGUUAAAAAAUAUCAUGCCAAAAGGACAGAGUGUAAAGCUAAAACUGAACUAUGAUGGAACACUUCAAUAGUAUCAAUACUUAUGGGGACAAACCUAUUAGGUGUUUCCCACUGUUACUGAGUCUGGUUUGUUUCAUAAAAUGACAUUUAUCGACAAAGUUACUGUUUCAGGACAUUUUCUUUAAAACUCUGUGUCUUGUCUGUCAGUUUGAGUGACCUGUUUGUCACCUUGUGGAUAAGAGUAAAACUAUUUUGGUAAGAAAGUUAAAAUAGAAAAUAGCAUACAAAAUGCCUAAUUGGGACAGUGGAAGAUUGUUGUUUUUUUUAAGUACAAAGGGCUUGGGAUCAAAGGGCUAAAGAUACAUGACUAAUUCCAUUUUUUAAGAGUAAAGUUCCUAAUAGCUUCUUAUCCUCUCAUUAACAUGCUUACCUUAAAGUGUGAGCAGUCUGUUACUCUGCUCUGAAACAAUAUAAGCCUACUUGCAUAUAAUCACAACCUGACUUUAUUUAAAAAAAGAAAAUUGGAGUGCACAGCUAUACAGGGUAUAUAAGAAUAUAACAUUGGAUGUUUAUGCUUUUAUUGCUUUUACAAACCGAUCAUGAUCAACUUUUUUUUUUUUGACAAAAUAAAUUUCCAAAAAGACUUUAACACCAAAUCUAAAACAGAUUUUUUUUCUUAUUUUUAUUUAUUUAUUUUUUUACAAAAUAAUGACAACUAAAUCAAAAAUAUUUAACUUCUUCCAUUUCUUGACAAUGGAUUAACUGAACUGCUGGGAAUGUUCAUUCCCUUGGAGAUUUUUAAUUUUUUUUUUGCAACCAUCUCCUGAUUUAUACUUUUCAUAACCUUUUUMUCUGUUGCUUGGAGUGCAAUCAUGGUCUAAUGGUAGCCAAGAAUCCUGAUUUGCCCUUACUGCAGACACAGUCUCUUCACUCAUUGUCCUUUUCACUCAAGAUUACUAGUACCAGUUGGCUGGACCUCUGUUGAAUUAGGUCAGUCACAUUAAAGGCGGAGAAUAUUUUUGAUUUAUUU
Messenger RNA from Poecilia reticulata (guppy), 3017 nucleotides. Lineage: Eukaryota; Metazoa; Chordata; Actinopteri; Cyprinodontiformes; Poeciliidae. The record is from RefSeq and is a predicted model, not a curated record.